Molecule: messenger RNA, 600 nt
Organism: Puccinia triticina
Lineage: Eukaryota; Fungi; Basidiomycota; Pucciniomycetes; Pucciniales; Pucciniaceae
Exons: 2
Coding region: 1-600 (199 amino acids)
Source: RefSeq, a predicted model, not a curated record
AUGGAAAUCGAUGCCAGCCAGCAGUCUAUCUCGCAAGAUCCUUCGCCAGUCAUCCAGCUGCUAAAUCAAGGUGACCAGCUCACCCAGCGAUUCCAAAAGCAAUUCAAUGACUCGAUCACACAUGUCCAAACCCUCAGCUCUUCACUUAAGCAACAUAACAACCUGAGUAACCUUGUAACACGCUCGGCCGCUUCUGAUAUCAGCUCACAAUAUCCCUCCGUCCGUCAACGUACGUUGGCAACGCUGGAGAAAACGAUCGAAGAAGCGUCUAGCGGGAUAAGGAACUCUCUGGAAUUGAUGGAAGCCACGGUCGAUUCGAUCUCCGAGCUGCUAUACAAGGUGGACGUCUACCUGGCCGAGCCUGCCUCGCUUGGCUCGAUCGGCUUUGAUCCUGUCCACGCGCUAAAACACCUUGGGAAUCUCUUUUCGGCCUAUCAAGCCGAACUGCUCGCUAAACGAGAACUCUUCUUCUCCUACAACUGCGAAGAAAUCUCGCUCGAUGAUUUCGCCCGGCAAUGGCAAGUUUGCCAUCAGAUCAAAUCACUAACUCAAGAAACGAUGGAUGACCUGGCUGACGUCAUGGGUUCCUGGUCUACUUAA